UGAGUGGAAACCGAACGUGCGCAAGAAUGAUUGCAGAGCACGAGGAGGACGUUUGUGGAACAAACGAGGAGAACGAGCGACAAGGUCCAACUCCAAUUCCGGACGCUGGUUUCAAGCCUCGCGAUGACGCACACAGAGCAGAUGUCAGAGACGAAGAUCUUCAUCCUGAGGAGCGGCACGCAGAGUCCGAGGAGCCGAAGUCUCCGGACAUUAAAGAGGAAGAGGAGGAACGCAGCAUCGGUCGGGAGGGAGAGGAGGAGCACAUCACCGAUUUUCCAUUCACUGUCGUCCGUGUGAAGAGUGAAGAUGAGGACGUUGAAGAAGGUGGUGGAAACCACUGUGGAGGAUCCCAAGCAGAAGGCCUCUUAGUGGAUCGUAACAGCAUAACGUCACACCCUCCCGACGGUAACGAUGCCGAACCCUCCCGAGGUGAUACGACACGUCGCGCUGGCGACGCGCACUUGACAUGCGCUCGGUGUGGCAAGACUUUUACCAACAAGAGGAAUCUCAGAAGACACGUGGUCAUUCACACGGGAGAAAAAGCUUUCAUGUGUUCAGUUUGUGGGAAAAGAUUCUUUCAGAAGGGAUCCAUGAUAACGCACACAAGAAAGCACACUGGAGAAAAACCUUUUUGCUGCUCGGUGUGCCGCAAAUGUUUUAGUGAUUACUCGACGCUGACGAAACACGUGAGAACGCACACCGGCGAAAAGCCCUUUUCGUGCUCAAUCUGCGGUAAAACCUUCUCCCAGAAGGUGGCCAUGAAAACACACGCAAGAACACACACUGGAGAAAAAGCCUUUUUCUGCUCCAUCUGCCGCGCAAGUUUCAACGUUCGUUCAACGUUGGUUCACCACAUGAGAACGCACACGGGUGAGAAACCGUUUACCUGCUCGGUGUGCGCCAAAUGUUUUGGUCACCCCGCAGGAUUGGCGAGGCACAUGAGAACGCACACCGGGGAGAAACCGUUUUCCUGCUCGAUCUGCGGCAGACGUUUUACCGUUCAGAAGACAUUGGUUCAACACGUGAGAACGCACACGGGAGAGAAACCGUUCAUCUGCUCAAUUUGCGCUCAAAGUUUCUCUCAAAGCGGCGCUUUGCAAAGACACGUAAGAUCGCACGCUGGCGACAAACCGUUUCGCUGCAGCGUGUGCGAUAAAAGAUUCAAUGAUAAGUAUAAGGUGAAGAAGCACAAGUGCGCCGGUGAGAAGAGCAGCGAUACAUCGAGUGCAGGAAAAUUGGACAUUCUGACAAGCUGACAUUGAACAUUGAAGCGGUUGCGGUGAGCUGGAAACGUGUAUGCGUGAUCCCAAAAUGGGUCUCAAGGGCCCCAAAAUAAAGACGCUCUCACCAAGCCGAAUGUUCACAACUAUUUGGACUUCAAGUUCAUACGUCACCGCGAUGGAUUUGAAACAAAGCAAUCCAGAUGUGAUCAAAGGGACAUUCUGCUUUCGAGGUUUCACUAUAAAGAUUGGAAAUAUUGAUCAUCUACAUAAAAGUACCUUUUAGGUGCUCCUAAAUGCUCGAACAAAAGUCAUCGGCAUCCUUUUUAAUACCGAGUGCAGAUUAUGCGCUGCUCAGAUUCCACCGAUUGUGAGCGGAAAUAUCUCACGGUGUCAUUCGAUAUGAUCCGUCGUUGGAUUGUCAGUCAGCAAGGCCUUCGCUGCUGCCCUCAUCGCAAGCGGAAGUUCUGACCCACAUAAAAAAACUAAUAUAUAUAUAUACACACAAGUAAAUUGUAGCAUUUGUUUCAUGAAGUUACAGGAAGGUAUUCUCUUCAUUUCAUAGUUUUGUUUGUUUUGGCUGCAUUGCUUUCAGUACAUGUAUGUGGGUGAUAGAUUUUUUUCGUCCAAUCAUAUUUCAACGUCUGUGUGUUGCCACGUCAACGUAAUCUUCAGAAUCAUUCGUGCUGGCAGAUGUAACAAACAAUAUUAGCAAACAAUUGGAGUGUUAGGGUUAGGGCAGCCCUACGGGGGGCACAAGCCGGCGCAAACCGUAGGCCGGUCCCAAGCCCGGAUAAAUGCGGAGGGUUGCGUCAGGAAGGGCAUCCGGCUUCAAACUUUGCCAAACAAAUAUGAGCGUUCAUCCAAAGAAUUCCAAACCGGAUCGGCCGUGGGCCGGGUUAACCGCGUCCGCCGCCGGCGCCGUCAACCUGCGGGGGCGCCGUUGGAAAUUCAGCUACUGUGGGUCCAAGUCGAAGGAAGAAGAAGAAGAGGUGGAAAGCACAGAGCCUAGAACUGAAUGUGCGGACUUUGAAUGUUGGGACUCUGACGGGGAAACUCUCGGGACUUGGUUGACACGCUGAAAGGCGUGUCCAGGAGAGCAGGUGGAAAGGCAGUCAGGCUCGAACGUGGUUCAGGGGUUAGGGUUGAAAUGAUUUGACCACGGUGUGGACGGGAAGAGAAAUGGACUCGGGGUUAUUUUAAAAGAAGAGUUGGCCAAGAAUGUCUCGGGAGGUGAAAAGAGGAUCAGAUCGAGUGAUGAGGUUGUUAUGUAUGCUUUCUAUAGUGGUGGCAUUAAGGCGUGGAUUAAGUCAGGCAAAUCCCCAGUGAAUUGCCCAGGUAAGCAAAUACACGACGAGGUCACUUUUGAUUGACUGAAUGUUGUCGUUAGCAUUGUGUAAUGACACUACCCCACCAAAAGGCGGCAGUAAUGGACCAGAAUGUGUCUUGUCUGAAGGAAAUUGAAAAUAGGUCGAGGAAAAGCAGGAAGCCAGACGGAGCAAUAAUAGUGCGUCUUUUGUUUGAUAAUCUUUGCAUAUUUCGGUCGUGUAACAGAUGAAACAUAAUUGACUCUUCGCCUCGGUUCACAUGGAAGCUCUUUUAGCCCGCUAGAUGCGAACAACGAGACGCGGAAGUUACCGCGUUACAACGCAAGUGUGAGCGUUCAGUGUUUGGAUCGAUCGAUCGAUUGAUUAUCGUGUGACGACUUGGAAAGUAUGAUAGCGGAGUACGAGGAGGAAACUUGUCGAACAAGAGAGGGAAAAGAGCGACGACGUCAUCGACUCGAGGCUGUUUUGGAGCACAGAGCAGAUGUCCGUGAAGAAGAGCGGCAGGAGCCCGCGGCCCCAGACGUUAAAGAGGAAGCAGACCAACACAACAUAGGUCGGGAGGAGGCAGAGCGCGACCCCACCCGGCUGCCCUUCAAUCGCGUCAUUGUGAAGAGCGAAGACGACGAAGAGGACGGCGACGGCGACGGCGACCGCCGGGGACGAUCGCAGACCCACAGCCUCUUAACGCCGCUAUCGGACAGCGACGACACGUCACAUUCUCCUGACCCCGAUUCUGACGAGCACUCUAAAGCUGAUGGCAGCGAACAGUAUCUUCAUCCUGAGCAGCAAGAGUGGAACUUCAAAGUGGAGCAGCAGGGGCUGGAGCCGUCACAUGUUAAGGAGGAAGAGCGAGAGUACCCCUGUGUUAAAGAUGAAGAGGAGCCAGAGCACCUCCGCAUUAAAGAGGAGGACGAGGAGGAUAUCACCAUCAUUGUCAAAAAUGAAGAUGAAGAAGCCCGAGGUCAGUGGUCACCGCUUCAUCCGGGUCAAAGUGAGGAGAACGGAGGGGCGGAACCUCCCAGCGGCAGCUCGAGUCGACACGCGGCGACUGAAGGCGACGGAGCUCGCCGGGAAGCAUCACAAGCGGACACCCUCUUGGCGCCGCUGUCAGAGAGUGACGACGUAACUUCGCACUCUUCGGACACCGACAAUGAGAAAAACUCUCAAGAGAAACCUUUUGCUUGUUUAUUCUGCAGCACACGUUUUAGUGUUCAUUCGCGUUUAGUUCAACACAUGAGAAAGCACACGGGGGAAAAACCCUUUUCCUGCACAGUUUGUGGUCAAACAUUCUCUCAAAAAGGCGCCUUGACCAGACACACUCGAACGCACUCUGGGGAGAAACCUUUUUCUUGCUCAGUCUGCGGUAAAGGAUUUACUCAGAAGGAGCAUCUGGUAACUCACACUCGAACGCACACAGGAGAGAAACCUUUUUCCUGCUCAGUGUGCGGUAAACGUUUCUCUAUAAAGGGAAAUUUGAUAACGCACACCAAAAUACACACCGGAGAGAAAUCUUUUGUCUGCUCAGUGUGUGACCUAUGUUUUGUCGAUCGUUCAUCAUUAGUUCAACACAUAAGGACACAUACUGGGGAGAAACCCUUUUCCUGUUCAGUCUGUGGCAAACGAUUCACUCAGAAGGGACAGUUGACAACACACUCAAGAACACACACGGGAGAAAAACCUUUUUCCUGCUCAGUGUGCAACCUGGGAUUUGGAGAUCGUUCCACUUUGGUACUGCACAUGAGAACGCACACUGGGGAGAAACCUUUUUCCUGCUCAGUUUGUCAUAAAAGGUUUGCCCAGCGGGCCCAUUUAAGAACACACACAAGGACACACACGGGAGAGAAACCUUUUGCCUGUUCAGUCUGCCCCAUAAGUUUCGCAGAUCGUUCAUCGCUGGUUCAACACACGAGAAUACACACCGGUGAGAAAGUGUUCAGUUGCAAUGUGUGCGAGCAAAAGUUCUCUUACAAGUAUCAGAUGAACAAACACAAGUGCGCUGCCGCAGCACACGAAGCCACUGACGUCAACUGUGAAGAAACCGACUUUGCAACGAGCUCGGAAAUUGAAAACGCCAAGCUGGACCACACCUGACGACGACGACAAGAAGCCUGAUGAGCGAGCACCCCACGCCAGAGCCGAAACAUUUUGGAUGAAACGUGAAACGUCUUCACCAACCAAAGGACUCCAGUUGGCGCCGUGAAACUUCUUGGGGCAU
Messenger RNA from Phyllopteryx taeniolatus (common seadragon), 4763 nucleotides. Its product is annotated as zinc finger protein OZF-like. The transcript is spliced from 5 exons. Gene Ontology annotation, molecular function: DNA-binding transcription activator activity, RNA polymerase II-specific; RNA polymerase II cis-regulatory region sequence-specific DNA binding. Gene Ontology annotation, biological process: regulation of transcription by RNA polymerase II. Lineage: Eukaryota; Metazoa; Chordata; Actinopteri; Syngnathiformes; Syngnathidae. Gene Ontology annotation, cellular component: nucleus. The record is from RefSeq and is a predicted model, not a curated record. The coding region runs from base 2936 to 4639 and encodes 567 amino acids.